This is a messenger RNA of Aspergillus affinis, 516 nucleotides long. Its product is annotated as ankyrin repeat-containing protein ANK1. Gene Ontology annotation, molecular function: protein binding. The record is from RefSeq and is a predicted model, not a curated record. The coding region runs from base 1 to 516 and encodes 171 amino acids. The transcript has 3 exons. Lineage: Eukaryota; Fungi; Ascomycota; Eurotiomycetes; Eurotiales; Aspergillaceae.
AUGGCGGACGAUGGUGCCUCUCCUCGUGAGCUGGUGGUGGAAGCGUGUCGGCGGGACCAGCCCCAUCUGAUCGAACAAGUCCUCGACGGCUUGGAGGGGAAAUCAAACGAACAAGUGGCGGGGUUCUUCAACGGCGUGACGGACCCGUUAGGGAACCACGCCCUGCACAUCUGUGCGACAUACGGAAGCUACGACACCAUGGAUUCUCUCUUCGACAUCCAAUAUUUCGAAUGUGACCCUCUCACUCGCCUCGAUAAAGACACCCCUCUCCACGUCGCCGUGCGCUUCGCCAACGAGAAGGACUCCGAACUAGGCCUGGAAAUGAUCAAUAUGAUGUGCGAAGCCGGAUGCGACCCGCGGGUCCGAAACAAGCACGGACAGAAGCCCGCCGACCUUGUGUACAACAACCAGGAGAUCAAGUCGGCCCUACAGCGGGCUGAAUACGUCCUCGCCGAGGGUCUGAGAGAAGGCACGGACAACGGCUCUGCUCAUGGCAGUGCCAGUGACAGCGAGUAA